Messenger RNA from Chironomus riparius, 1389 nucleotides. The record is from the annotation of a GenBank genome assembly. Lineage: Eukaryota; Metazoa; Arthropoda; Insecta; Diptera; Chironomidae.
AUUAAUACUUUGUGGUGGACAGACUUGGUUCUAAUUUUGUUCUGCGGUGACUUUUUUUUUUGGUGCAGAAUUUUUUUUUCAAGAUUUUUUUUUGUGCAAUGAAGACACAUUUUAGUAUUUUUCUGCAGAUUUUUGUAGUCAUAUUAAUCGCCGAAAACAAUCGGGCAGCGAUUGCUCCAAGCAUCAAAACAUGUCCAAGAAAUUCGCCAAAUUUAGCAGAAUGUUUGAUAAAAGCAGUCGAUGUAAUGAAACCUCAAAUAAGCACUGGCUAUUAUGGACCAAAUUUAAUAAGUGAUGUCAAUUUAACCAGAGUAUUAAUCGGUGAUAUUGCUGUGAAUCGUAAUAUAAAUGUGAAACUUCUCGGAAUGUACAUUGUUGGAAUGAAUAACUUUAAAAUUGAAAAACUCAGAAUAAAUCCUGAAAAGUUCAAGAUUGAAAUAAUUGUUUCUAUUCCUCAUAUGGAUGGAUUUGCAAAAUAUUCUCUUGGAUGGAAUUUAGGCAUUUUUGCUAUUCAGGGAGCAGGAGAUGAGAACUUUUCAUUAGACAACACCAAAGUUCUUAUGAAACUAUCAGGCACUCGAUAUCCAAGGAAUGGCGUUGAAUACCUCAAAAUUGACUCAGCUGAAAUGACGAUUAAAUCAGGAAACUUGAGAGUCUACUUCGAUAAUCUCUUCAAUGGACAAAAAGCUCUAGAGAAGGCAGCUAAUGAAGUUAUUAAUCAGAACAUUGAACUAUUUAAAGGUGAAGUAUUUCCACCAAUUGAGCAAAAUCUUUCGAAAAUAUUGUUAAGAUUAGCAACUCAAAUCUUCGAUUCAGCUCCAUAUGAAGAGUUCUUUCCUAUAAAAUAAAGAGUUUCUUCCUGAAAAAAAAAAGAAGUCAUUAAAAAGCCACUCAGAAAAUUUUGUUUUUCUUCUCAUUUUUCUUUAUUUUCCUUUUUCAUAAAAUCGGAUUUUAAUUCUUUUUUUUUGGGUUCCUUAUGACAAAUUGUAUUUGCAUAUCAUAUAAAAAGGAAAUUGGUAUGAGGAUAUAUCAAUGUAUGUCUUAAAAAGAUAUUUAUGUGUGUAGAAAAAUUAAGAAUAUCUUUUUACAAUAAGAAAAAAAUGCACUUUGUCCACAAAUUGUAUCAAAAUUGGUUUUAGUUCGGGAGGUGGGUGCAAUAAAGUCUUAUCUCAAAAAGGCAAAUUUUUCCUUUUAAUUUUAUUUAUAAAAAUGUUUUUUUUUUUUUAAAGAAACAAAGAAAAUAAUAAUAAUAAUAAAGACAAAUCAAUAACAUGAUCUAACUACCUACUUAUCAGUAUAACAUUUUUUUUCUCAUAUUGUGUUGUGGAUUGCAAUCAAGUUUGUUUGUUUGUUUUUUUUUGUAUGUAUGAUUUAAGAAGAAUGGACAGG